UGCGCCUUCCCUGCGGCAGCUGCGCGCGCUCCGUGGCCCGAGAGCCGGAGCAGGACUCGGCGUGUCCCUGGCGGGCGAGAGUCUUCCUCGGCAUGGGCGGGCAGUGCUGCUGCUUAUCCUCGGAGGAGAAAGCGAACAGGAUGCUGAGCUUGGAGAUUGAGCGCCGGCUGCGCCAGGACAAGCGAGACUCGCGCAAGGAGCUCAAGCUGCUGCUGCUGGGUACAGGAGAAAGCGGAAAGAGUACAUUUAUUAAGCAGAUGAGGAUUAUUCACGGAUCAGGCUAUACGGAAGAAGACCGGAAAGGCUUCACAAAAUUGAUUUAUCAAAACAUAUUUUCCGCUAUGCAAACUAUGAUCAGAGCUAUGGAUACUUUACAAAUUCCAUACUCAUCUGAGCAUAAUAAGGAGGCUGGCCAGAUGAUUGAAGAGCUGAAUGUAGACUCAGUAACAACACUGGAGAGAGAACUUGUGGAAGCCGUUAAGAGGCUGUGGGAGGAUCCAGGAAUCCAAGCAUGCUAUGAUAGGCGAAGAGAAUACCAGUUGUCGGACUCGGCUAAAUAUUACCUUUCAGACUUUGACCGUAUUGCUGCACCAUCAUUUGUGCCAAACGAGCAAGAUAUUCUCAGAGUGAGAGUGCCAACCACUGGAAUUAUUGAAUAUCCUUUUGAGUUGCAAAAUGUUACUUUUAGAAUGGUAGAUGUUGGUGGACAGAGAUCAGAAAGAAGGAAAUGGAUACACUGCUUUGAAAGUGUUACCUCAAUAAUAUUCUUGGUUGCUCUUAGUGAAUAUGAUCAAGUCUUGGCAGAAUCCAGCAAUGAGAAUCGGUUGGAAGAAAGCAAGGCUCUAUUUCAAACAAUAAUCACAUACCCUUGGUUUCUGAACUCCUCAGUCAUCUUGUUCUUAAAUAAAAAAGACCUUUUAGAAGAGAAGAUUAUGCAUUCCCAUUUAAGCACCUAUUUUCCAGAGUUCACAGGACCAAAGCAAGAUGUUAAAGCUGCCAGAGAGUUCAUUCUCAAGUUAUACCAGGAUCAGAAUACAGAUAAAGAGAAAGUGAUUUAUUCCCAUUUUACAUGUGCUACAGACACAGAAAACAUUAGAUUUGUCUUUGCUGCUGUCAGAGACACAAUACUACAGCUGAAUCUAAAGGAGUUCAAUCUGGCAUAAACCACAGGGACUCAGCAUUGUAUUUAAACUCCAUGUAUGUAUUUGCAGCAAUUGUUUGUGUUCCUGUUGACCAUAAAAUAUUUACUUAACAAAAAUGGAAAUUUAGACAUGAUACUUACAGAUUUUUAAUGUAUACACUUUCAAAAUGUUUUUUUCCCCAGUUUUUGAUUUGAGGUGCAUAAUUUUAGUUUUGAGGUGAUUAAAGAAAAAAUAUCUGCCGUUUAUUUAUAGAUGCUCCCUGCACCCGCUAAUUUAAUUCAUUUGAUAAUCUUUUAGCCAGAGAUGUCUUAGUUACAGAAGAUUGGAUACUAUAUUGUCAUUUGACUAAGGUACAUUACUAUGCUGAAUGAAAAAUAGCCUAUAUUUAUAUAAUUCUUUAGGUUUUUAAAGCCUCUUUGAAGGACAUGGCAUACAUCUUAUUUUCCUUGAAACACGGCAGCUUGUUGUGCAAUUUUUGAUUCAUAAGUAAAAUGCUAGCUGCCAAUAUGUUUAAUAUUUGUUGUUUUCUAUAUACUUUGGGGCAAAGUUAUUUAAAAAAUAAAUAAAAACAAGCUCCCUUCCGCCCUUUGCUGGAGCCUAUAAAAAGUAACUGCUUCUGUGACUGGAGAAGGGAAGGGGGUGCACUUGUCUCAACUCCAAAAUGUAUCAAGGCACCCCUGAAUGGCAUCUAUCAUUCAACAGUUCCAUUGGGGGAACCAUACCUUUUGGUGGCCAUUUUUGGCAAAGGCAGUAGUGAGUGUUCAUUUCCCAUUUUAUUUGCUUUUCCUUUGUUUUAUAUUUAAUAAAUAAAUAUAGUUAAGACCUCCCACUUGUUUGCCAUCAUUUACACUAUUGCUAUGUCACCCCUUCAUAUGAAGUAAUGCAGCAUAAACUGUUUGAAGAAAGAUAACAUGUUGAAUACCAUGUUUGACACAGUGGUAAUUCAAUUAGCAUCUCUUCACUGUGUGAACAUUCCUAAAAUUUAAAAAUGACGUGAACCAACUCAGUAUUUGGGACAGCACAUGUAUGUGUUUUUCUCUACAGGUCUAGCAGACACAGGGAUAGAAAUCUAAUAAGCACAAACAAAAAUAAUGUGUAAGCAGCCUAGGAGGCAUCGCACUCUUUAUUGUACACAUUUAGAAGGCGUGAUCUGUAUGGUUGGUCUGCAGCUUAAGGCCACAACUCAAAGUGUCAAUGCUCAAGUAUGAUAUGAGUGUCAGUUAAACCAAUGAAUCUGGAAAGAGUUUGUUCAUGUUCUUGAGACACAACACAAGUUAUAUUUUGGCAUAUCCAGUAACCAUUAAUUCAAUAUACAUUUUGUAUAGCAAGAAAUAAAAUGUUAUGGGGAAGACUGCAAUGUAUUCCUUUAAGCACCUCAGGUGGUUACAUAAUGGAGCAAGCAAGACUUUUAUAUAAAUACAUACAAUUACAUUUGGCAUGCCAUUUACUUUAUUUAGCUUUUACAACAAAGCUACAGUUUGAGGAGUUUAAGUACCACCAGCAAAUUCAGGAGGGCCAAUCUCUUUCACCUCAAUCCUCCAAACAAGAGUUUGGAAAGAAUAUUCUGGAGCAGACAUUUACUACAUGCAUCAAACAAGUCAAAUCUGGAUUAGGCAAUACACUUACAUACAUUUGCAUUCUUUUCCCUUUUAUGAUGUGAUUUCUUCAUCUACAUGUGCAUUUAUAGGCAUUAUUGUAUAGCCUAGCAAAAUCAAAUUAAAAGAAAUGUGUAUGCAACCCUCCA
Podarcis muralis (Common wall lizard) is the source of this 2886-nucleotide messenger RNA. RefSeq names its product guanine nucleotide-binding protein subunit alpha-14-like. Gene Ontology annotation, cellular component: cytoplasm; heterotrimeric G-protein complex. The record is from RefSeq and is a predicted model, not a curated record. Gene Ontology annotation, molecular function: guanyl nucleotide binding; GTPase activity; G protein-coupled receptor binding. Gene Ontology annotation, biological process: phospholipase C-activating dopamine receptor signaling pathway; adenylate cyclase-modulating G protein-coupled receptor signaling pathway. Lineage: Eukaryota; Metazoa; Chordata; Lepidosauria; Squamata; Lacertidae.